Molecule: messenger RNA, 318 nt
Organism: Pongo pygmaeus (Bornean orangutan)
Lineage: Eukaryota; Metazoa; Chordata; Mammalia; Primates; Hominidae
Product: large ribosomal subunit protein P1-like
Exons: 1
Coding region: 1-318 (105 amino acids)
Biological process (GO): cytoplasmic translation
Cellular component (GO): cytosolic large ribosomal subunit
Molecular function (GO): structural constituent of ribosome; protein kinase activator activity; ribonucleoprotein complex binding
Source: RefSeq, a predicted model, not a curated record
AUGGCCUCCAUCUCCCAGCUUGCCUGCAUCUCCUCGGACCUCAUUCUGCACAACGAUGAGGUGACCGUCAAGGAGGAUAAGAUCAAUACCCUCAUUAAAGCAGGCGGUGUAAAUGUUGAACGUUUUUGGCCUAGCUUGUUUGCAAAGGCCCUGGCCAACGUCAACAUUGGGAGCCUCAUCUGCAAUGUAGGAGCUGGUGGACCUGCUCUAGUAGCUGGUGCUGCUCCAGCUGAGGAAGAAAGUGGAAGCAAAGAAAGAAGAAUCCGAGGAUCUGAUGAUGACAUGGGCUUUGGGUUUUUGACUAAACCUCUUUCAUAA